CCACACCUUCUUGAUAUGAUUUGCUUGACAGCAAAUGUCAAAGCGUAAAUAUUUUAACCUAAAGAGGAGUUCACGUUUUCACGUUAACACAAGAAAAAAUAAAUAUUUUGCUCGAAAUUUGAUAUAACUACGAAUUUUUAAAAAUGGGUUCGGGCAUCGAUUUUGCCAACAACCCGUUUUUCGUUCACGACAUGCAGAAAUUGUGCGCUGUGUGCAAUAAGAAGGUUUCAAAGGAAAAACACUCCAUUUAUGAUCCAAUACCUAAACAAUCUAGUAAAAUUAACAUAAUAGAAGUGCUUGAAUGCAUUUCAGAUUAUAACAACACAGAAGGUCCACAACAUAUUUGUACAUAUUGCUACCAAAACACAGUGGCAGCCUACAAAUUCCGCCUAAUGUGUAAUAUUGCACAUGAAAAAUUAAAUAACUAUUUGAAACAUCAACAAGAAAUGCUGCUGAAGCAUAUUGAAACUAAAGUAGAGCAAGAGGAAGAAGAAGGAGAAGAGGAAAAUGUAAGUGAAUCUCCAAUAAUAAAGGAUGAAGAAAUGGAGGAUAAUAAGGAAAGUUUACCUCAAAAUGAUGAGGAAAAUUUAAAGACUCAAGAUAAUGACAAUGAAUCCAAUGAAAUGAAAACUGAGGACUCAGAUGACAUUCCGGAUCAUUCAACAGAUACUAAUAUUGCACAGGCAGAGGAGGUGAAAGAUAAAGAUGACAAAGAUGCAGAGGAAUAUGAAUUGAUGGAAAUUCAGAUAGUUGACAAGAAGAACAGUGCCAGCAAUGUAUCCACUAGAAGAACCACAUGCAAAGUGUGUCAUAAAUCUUAUAGGUCCGAUUAUAUUCAAGUACAUAUGAGAAUACACACUGGGGAGAGACCUUAUCAAUGCUCUGUGUGUAAGAAAGGUUUUGGUACUUCAACAACUUUAAAACUUCACGAAACUUCGCACUCUGAAAAGCGUGAAUUUAUAUGCCGGUUUUGUGGCAAUGGCUAUAAAUUGUUAAGAACACUACAAAUACAUGAAAGAGGGCACACUGGUGAGAAACCAUUCAAAUGCAAGGAUUGUGAAUUGUCGUUCACAAGCGCAAGUCGACGAAAACAACAUCAGCUAGUGCAUUCAAAGGAAAAACUAUUUACCUGUCAUCUAUGUGCCAAGUCUUUCACUAGACUGACUAUCCUUAAGGAUCAUUUGAAGUCGCACGCUGGUGUAAAGGAGCACGCAUGUCACAUGUGCGGCAAUCGCUUCACUCAGGCACAUUCUCUGCGCCAUCACCUGCAGAAGAGCUGUCGUGCGCAGAAGGAAGCCUUAGACUCCCUUCAGAAUGAAAACACUGUCGAGCUGUAUCUGGUUGAAACUGAAAUAGAAGAUGAAAAAUUUGAACUGCGCAUUUAAAACGAGCAGCCAUUUUUAAACUGAGAGGUUCGUACAUGGGUUGGUAGUUCCGUUUCCACUGUCCGCGGAAAUUGACAGCGCAUAACCGAUUCACAGAAAAUUUGCGUUGAAAUUAUCUGGAAAGAAAACGUUGAUGUGAUUUAAUAUUAAAUAAUCUUGAAUUAAA
Dalotia coriaria is the source of this 1551-nucleotide messenger RNA. Its product is annotated as zinc finger protein 892-like. The coding region runs from base 144 to 1385 and encodes 413 amino acids. Gene Ontology annotation, molecular function: zinc ion binding; RNA polymerase II cis-regulatory region sequence-specific DNA binding; DNA-binding transcription factor activity, RNA polymerase II-specific. Lineage: Eukaryota; Metazoa; Arthropoda; Insecta; Coleoptera; Staphylinidae. Gene Ontology annotation, biological process: regulation of transcription by RNA polymerase II. The record is from RefSeq and is a predicted model, not a curated record. Gene Ontology annotation, cellular component: nucleus. The transcript is spliced from 4 exons.